AUGAGGGCAAAAUACCACCCCUCAAGGGUCCUUACUCUUGUAUAUCAAUCAUUUGCACUUGGGACACUUGCAAUACUGACAUACAAAGAGGCAAAAAUCAAUGCCAAAAGAAGAAACCUAUUUGGAUAUAUCCAUUUUUGCAUAAGUGCUCUUGCUGUUCUUGUUCUGGAUUUAGCUACAUCUGGAAAAGGAGGAAUUGGGACUUAUAUUGGAAUAUGUACCAUUAGCGGUGCUUUUGGAGUUGCAGAUGCUCAUGUUCAGGGUGGAAUGGUUGGAGAUCUAUCAUUCAUGCUACCGGGUUCAUGCAAGUUACUUUCUUGUUUUUUAUUCUUCAUGUCUUUUCUUGCUGGUUUGGCUGCAUCGGGGGCUCUAACCUUUGGCUUGAGAUUGAUUACAAAAGCAGCAUUUGAGAAUUCCAAGGAUUGCCUGUGCAAGGGAGCUAGUACGUUCAAAUCCUUUUAGCUGUUUUUCAUAAAUUUUGUAGGAAAUAUGAUUCAAUAAGUAUUGCUACAUAUUGGGGUUACAAUGUUCUAGUUACUGUUUUUUGAAAGAGAAACUUCUCAAACUAAGCACAAAAGAAUUGUUGUUUCAAAACAUAGAUUAUGCA
Messenger RNA from Camellia sinensis, 607 nucleotides. The record is from RefSeq and is a predicted model, not a curated record. NCBI's taxonomy places the organism in Eukaryota, Viridiplantae, Streptophyta, Magnoliopsida, Ericales, Theaceae.